AUGUAUUUUGCUGUUGCCAUGGGGAGGGUCCAGCCUCCACCACUUGCAUCAAGCCAUACGAUACCGGUGAAGACAUUCAAUGGUUCCCUGAACCGAUCCAAGGGCUGUGAUGGCAAAACCUACGCUGCACUACACUGCACCAGCCCGAAUACCCCGAUAAUAAAGCGGGAAGGUGCAGUGGCUUUCCCAUCAAAAAUAAUCUCCCCGCCCAAAGUGGCUUUCGAAGCCAUGUACAGUACAAUGGACAAUGUACAGGAUAGAGUGUACUGGACAUCUGUACAUGGUGAAACUUUCAUUUAUGCAAAGGGUUCAAUCCCGAGCAACGCCGUCAGCUACGCAGUAGCAGUUACAUCGUUGGGCCCGCCUCUUUGGAACCUCAUUACCCCAAGUCAGACGGAAUCCCGUGGGUACAAGUCCAAUAUCCAGGUGCAUGGGGAUGGGCACGUAGCCAUUGGUCUAUCACUGCUCUGGUUAUUGUUAUCAUGUGCGUGGAACGGCUACUGCAUCGUCAGCGCAGGACGAGUACGUAACGAGCCCCCGGCUGAACAGCUGGAACUUGGAAGCGGGAAUCUGGAGCGGCGGGCUAUUGUCCAGAUGCUGGAUGCUGGAUGA
Messenger RNA from Histoplasma mississippiense, 612 nucleotides. RefSeq lists its product with no specific name. The record is from RefSeq and is a predicted model, not a curated record. NCBI's taxonomy places the organism in Eukaryota, Fungi, Ascomycota, Eurotiomycetes, Onygenales, Ajellomycetaceae. The transcript has 6 exons. The coding region runs from base 1 to 612 and encodes 203 amino acids.